Messenger RNA from Acaromyces ingoldii, 2886 nucleotides. RefSeq lists its product as hypothetical. The transcript has 5 exons. NCBI's taxonomy places the organism in Eukaryota, Fungi, Basidiomycota, Exobasidiomycetes, Exobasidiales, Cryptobasidiaceae. The record is from RefSeq and is a predicted model, not a curated record. Gene Ontology annotation, molecular function: ATP binding; ATP hydrolysis activity. The coding region runs from base 1 to 2886 and encodes 961 amino acids.
AUGAGCGUGAGCAUGAGCAACGAGAGCAGCCCGCAAAAGGCGCUCGACGAGCUCUUUAGGAAGCCGACUUCGUUUGGGUCCAUGUUGGACGACGAGGGGGAGGGGGAGGAGGAACCCUUUGAUCUCGAUCGGAUGAUCGAGAUGGAGCGGGAGGAACAGGAGCCGCCCGAGGACUUUGCCGACGAGGACGAAGAUGUAAGGGACGAGGAACCACCCGAAGAUGAGGAGGACGGGCGAGGUCCGCAUGUUGGAGCCAUGGAAGAGGAGGCAGAAGACGAAGAGGAAGGCGGAUUACUCGAAAGUAACGGGUUCUUGGAUCCAUCAUCGGUCAAGACGAGAGCAAACGACACGACGAAAAGUACACCCGCAACAUCCAGUAGGACGGUGGCGAGACAUUCGGUUGUGAUGCGGGGAGAGGCAAGCACAAGUGCGGCGCGUUUAGCGAGGACAGAGGUGGUGCAGGUCGAGGACAAGGAGGACGAGGACGAGGAGCUGGAGCGCGACAGGGGACCUGUGGGGAUGAAUGGGAUCCCAAAGUACCUCCCUGUAGGAUUGGCUACCGCGACGCUGCUCGACGGCAGCGUGGUUCGCUUCGAAAAGAGGAGGAGGAUGAAGGCCUACAAACCGAAACCGGUUCAUUAUGGAGCAGGGCAGACUGGACUUCUCAGCAGGCCAGUCCAUCACAUCGUCGACAGCAUCCUUGCCAAGAACGCUGCGGCAGUCGUCGAUCAAGACGAAGAACUUGCAAGCAGCAAGGCAAAAGGGAAGGCCAAGAAACCGACAACAAGAAUGGAGAUGUGGCAAGAGCGAUACCGGCCAAAGAGAUUCACCGAGCUUGUGGGCGAAGAGCGCACGCACCGAGAAGUCAUGGCCUGGCUCAAAGAUUGGGAUGCAUGCGUCUUUGGGCGCAAAAAUCGACUGAUGAACAAACGAAAGAAGAUGAUGGCCGCUGCUCAGCCGCAGUUCGGGACAGGAACGGACAGAUUUGCGCCGGUGCCGGACAAAUGGGGACGGCCCAAGGAGAGGGUGUUGCUCUUGGGUGGACCCGCAGGCAUGGGCAAGACGACACUAGCGCACGUCGUCGCAAACGCUUGCGGCUAUCUCGUCCACGAACUCAACGCCAGCGAUGACCGAUCCACCUCGACCGUCGAAGACAGGGUGAGGGAGGCACUCGAAACAAAGAGCCUGAUGGGAGGGAGCGCGAUGGAGAAGCCUACCUGCCUGGUCCUUGACGAGAUUGAUGGAGCGACAGGCGGACGAGGAGACGAAGGCGGUGGAUUCAUCAAGGCCCUCGUCAAGCUCGUAGAAAGGGGCGCGGGCAGCAGCAAUGGCGCCAGGUCCAAGUCCAAGAAGCAAAAGCAUCGCCCGUUGCUAAGGCCCAUCAUUUGCAUCUGCAACGACCCAUACGCUCCCAGCCUACGGGCGCUGCGGCCACACAGCAAGCUCAUCAGGGUCAAUCGACCAGCAUCCAAUCACCUCGUAGCCCGGCUCAAGGCAAUCUGUACAAACGAGACCAUCGAGACCGACACUCGAUCCUUGUCGCUGCUUGUACAGCUGUGUCAAGGCGAUAUUCGAUCCUGUCUCAAUGCGCUCCAGCUUGUCAAGGCCAACUCAGCGGGUCCUACUGCCCGUCUUCUGGCCAGCGACCUGCGCACUUCCUCCAACGAAGAAGGCGAUGCGUCCAAUCCCGUGGCGGCCGCUCUUGGUGUCAAGGACGGCUCCACAUCAAUUCACAUGGUCUGGUCUCAGCUCUUUCGGGCGCCUUCUCCUAAGGAGCGAGCCCGGCAGUCGGGUCCUGGCAGGCUUGACGAGGCAGGGCAGACGUCGAAGCUGGUUCAGACGAUCAUGGGUAGCGGAGACAUGGACAAGGUUCUCGCCGGAUGCUUCGAACAUUAUCCCAACCUCUCGCCUCCCGACGAAGGCUGGUGGCGCUUCUCAAAGGCUCACGAAUGGAUCCACUGGUUUGAGACGCUCAACAACAGGGGAUGGGAGUUGUCGGGGGGAACGUCGGAGCUGUGGCAAUACUUGCCGUGGAGCUUCGUGAUCUGGAAGAGGCUCUUUGCCAACACGAGUAAUGCUCUGCCAGAGUAUCCGCGGGUCGACUAUCAGAAUUAUCUCAAGCGAUCGGCAUUCGAUGAAGUGACGCGGGACUUGCUUGGAUGCUUGCCGGCAGUGACAAGGACCCAAUUUGGGGAGCUGGCAAUCGUCACAGAGCUGGGACCGACACUGAUGAGAAUGUUGUCACCCGAUCUGAAGAUGAUCAACUCGCAGUUGGUUCGGCAUGAAGAACGCUCGACGCUCCAGCAGCUCGUCGAGCUCAUGCACAACCUCCAGCUUGACUUUGUCAUGGACAAGACGGAGGAGGGGCAAACCAUCUACCGCCUCGAGCCCUCAUUAGAAGCGUUUGUGCAGUACGAAGGGAAAAAGUCGGACAGCGUCGGCCCUGCCAGAUUCAACGUGAGACAGCUGGUCAGGGCGGAGCUGGAGAAGCUCAGGAUCAAGAAGAAGAGAGAAGCAGUCGAGGAGGCGCAGGCGGCCAUCGAUGGACCCAGGAAGAAGCCGACUACGGUUGUCGAUGACAAGGAGAAGGAGAACGUCAACCCAAAGAAGAUCGAAGAAAAGGCUGCCGUUGACUUCUUUGGACGGGUCAUUGUCAAGAAGGCCAAGGCAGACAGGCCCAAAGGUCCAGAACUGCCACAGUCGAUCCUCGAUGCGAGGAAGAACAGAACUUCUGCUCAAGGCCAGGAAGUGGGUCCAGAUGCCGAAGAGGAGGAAGAGGAGGAGAAAGAGAGGAAGGUCAAGAAGCUCAAAGUCUUUUAUCACUACAACGAAGGCUACUCCAACGCUGUUCGAAAGCCCGUCAAGAUGUCUUCGCUUUUGGCCUAG